CACCAUUGCACACUAGACACCAAUGAUUGGAAAUUCCAAGAACGGUCAGGCGCCUAAGAACUCUACUCGAUAUGCUGAAGCACAACUGUAUGGUACUAUACCAGGUUGUACCACAGCGUCAAAAGACCAUGCGUGCGUCUAACCUGAAAUAACAAUCAAAUUAUAUUGUAAAUAAGUAAGCCUCUGUGCAUUAAAUAUGAAUUACAAAUGAGAUAAACUUUUAAUAUGAAUGUCUAGUAGUAUAAAAUCUACAAAUUCAUAUAAUUUGAUGUGCAGAAGUAAAAUUCUUUCCUGAGAUUAUAAGAUUAUAUCAAUUGAGUAAAAUAUGAGUUUAACGAAGCAAUAUUUAAGAUAUGUACCAGCCGGAAAUUUAAAUAUAAUUGUCAGCCCUGCUUGUAAUGUUGUUUUUGUAACACUAGAAGGACAAGAAGGUAGAUUUGUAGCAGUCGGAGCAUGUGAACAUGUUUUCAUAUGGGAUUUACGUUUAGGAGAGAAGGCUCAAGUAUUAUCAGGAGAUAAAGUCAAUGUUACAUGUUUAGCUGCAUCUCCAAAUCAACGCCAUGUGGCCGUUGGCUAUGCAGAUGGUACUAUAAAGACAUUUGAUUUAAGAUCAAGUGAAAAUAUAAGCAUAUUUGUUGGUCAUCGAUCUGAGAUUACAACCCUGGUAUAUGAUAAACAAGGGCACAGAUUAGCCUCUGGUUCAAAAGAUACAGAUAUUAUUGUAUGGGAUGUGGUUGCAGAAACUGGAAUAUGUCGCUUAAGUGGACAUAAACAUGUAAUAACCAAAUUAGUGUUUAUGAAAGAUCACAAUAUUCUCAUUAGUGCCAGUAAAGAUACUUUUGUAAAGUUUUGGGAUUUGAACACAGAACAUAACUUUAGAACUCUUGUUAAUCAUAGAUCAGAGGUUUCGUCUUUAGCAUUAGCUAAAAAUGAUCAAUAUCUAAUUACUGGUUGCAAAGAUAAUGAAUUACAAGUGUGGAAAAUAUAUUUCACUGAAACUACAGCCACAGACUUUGACGUUAAUUUACAAGAUUUAACAAUUACUGAUGAUGUUGAAGUUAAUGAUCUGAUAUAUCCUCUAAAGUGUGAAAAGACUGGUAGUAUUUUGAGAAGCAGUUAUGGAAGAGUUGUAUCUCUUGAUGUUGAUUCAACACAAACUGUCAUUGGCUGUCAUGGUGUAGACAAUACUGUCGAAUUAUUUCAAUUAUUACCGGAUACUAGAAUGAAUGAAAAUGUACUUAAACGAUUAGAAAGAGAAAGAAAAAAGGCAGAGAAAAAUGGAAAUACUAUGGAAGCAAAUUUAUCAGAGAUACCAACAUUAAAAGAUGAGAUUAUACGUUUACCUAUAAUUAAAACAUCUGCCAGAGCCAAAUCUCUACAUAUGGUAAUGGGUAAAGGAGGCGAACUUAGGAUAUGUAUUGGACUAAGUAAUAAUUCCAUUGAAUUAUAUUCAAUAUUUACACAAGAAAAAAAUGUUGAAGCAAAACUCUUAAGAUUUGUAACAAAACAUGGUCACCGAUCAAAUGUCCGUGCAAUUUGCUUCAGUUCUGAUAAUUUAGCUUUUGCAACGGCAAGCGGAGAUUCUGUGAAAUUAUGGAAUAGACCAACUUUAGCAUGCAUACGUACUGUAGAAUGUGGUUACGCUUUAACAGCAACGUUUGUACCAGGUGACAGACAUUUAAUUGUAGGUUUGAAGGAUGGUAAAAUGUUGAUUGUGGAUAUUGUAUCAGGUGACAUAUUAGAAGAAAUACCUGCACAUUCUAAAGAACUUUGGAGCAUUGCUUUAUUUCCUAAUAGGAGAGGAGUAGUAAGUGGUGGAGGAGACCAAACUGUCAAAUUUUGGGAUUUUGCCCAAAUUUUCAAAUCUGAAAACUCUGACAGUGAAAUAAAAGCAAAAGUGUUAUCCGUUUUGCAUACAAGAACUUUGAAAUUAGAAGAUAGUGUUUUAUGUGUACGAAUAAGUCCUAAUAAUCAAUUUGUUGCUGUUGCAUUACUUGAUUCUACAGUAAAAAUUUUUUUUCUUGACACAUUUAAGUUCUUCAUUUCACUUUAUGGACAUAAAUUGCCAGUCUUAUGUAUGGAUAUAUCCAGUGACUCGACACUUAUUGCUACUGGUUCUGCUGACAGAAACAUUAAAAUUUGGGGUUUAGACUACGGAGAUUGUCAUAAAUCAUUAUUUGCUCAUGACGACUCUGUAACAGGAUUAUCCUUUGUUCCUGGAACUCAUUAUUUUUUUACUUGUGGAAAAGAUGGAAAAGUAAAGGAGUGGGAUGCUGAUAUUUUUCAAAAAAUUGUUACGUUACAGGGACAUGCAGGAGAAGCAUGGUCUUGUGCUAUUUCACCGAAUGGUAUUCACGUUGUAUCCUGUGGCUCUGACAAGGUUGUUAGAAUGUAUGAACGAACUUUAGAGCCUUUGGUUCUACAAGAUGAAGAGGAAGAAGAAAGAGAACGUCAAGAAAAUGAAUUAGCUACUGAUGAAACUACUGUCGUUCCAGGACGAAAAGAACAAUCGCUUCCUUCUAGAAAAACGGUUUCCAGCGAGAAAGGGGCUGAAUUAAUAUUGGAAUGUUUAGAAAUAUCUAAAACAUAUAGUGAACAGUUAUCAACAGUAGCAACUUCGAAUACAAUACCUGCUAUUCCUUUACAAAUGCAAGCUUACAAUUGUACAAAUAUAGAAGAUUACUUCGUGGAAACAGUUAAACGCAUCAGAGCAAGCGAUUUAGAAGAGGCAUUGCUAUUAUUACCGUAUUCUGUUGCUUGUGACAUUCUCAAAAUGUUACCAAAGUUGUUGCAAUCAGAUCAUCAAACGGAGUUAAUAGCAAGAUUAGCAUUGUGUUUAGUAGAAACACAUCAUAAUCCAAUUAUAUCAAAUCCGGAACUUUUACAUACAUUAGAAACUGUAAAAAUAUUAGCUAUUAAAAAGGUUUCUCAACUGAGGGAUAUGAUUGGAUUCAAUUUACAUGGUAUGUUACACAUCCAGCGGAUUGUAGAAGAAAAAGAAGGAAUUCAAUUAUUCAAAGACGCAACUAAAAACCAUAAACAUAAAGAGAAGGCUAAAAAGCAUAAAGAACGAGCAGUGAAAAGAGCAAAGAUGUCUUUAUAAAACCUUACUUAACAUUUAAAAGAAACAUUAAGAAUUUUAUCUUAUUGUAAUAAGGCUUAGUGCCAUAUUAUCUUUGCAUAUAUUUGUGCAUCUUCAGUAAUACACAAAAUCUUAUUUUUACAACUUACUGAGUACAUAAAACAUUUAAUGUACGCCUAGAUUUCUCUGACUUUUAAUUAAAAUAGAAUUUUGUAUAUAUAUGUAUAUGUAUAAUUAAUAAACAUAGAAAUAUUUUUACUCAAA
Molecule: messenger RNA, 3346 nt
Organism: Megalopta genalis
Lineage: Eukaryota; Metazoa; Arthropoda; Insecta; Hymenoptera; Halictidae
Source: RefSeq, a predicted model, not a curated record